GACUUGAACAAUAAUAAAAUGUCAAGUCUCUUUAGCAUUUGUGCCAACGAUGGCGGAUGCUAGCUCUGCUCAUUUGACUGCAAUGCGUCCCUUAUCCCGCCACGUAGCAGUGAUCGGCGCCGGUGCCAGCGGUUUGGUGGCUGCACGUGAGCUUCGGCGGGAAGGUCACAACGUCGUAGUGUUCGAGCAAGGAGACCAAUUGGGUGGCAAUUGGGUGUACACCCCAGAAGUGGAGUCCGACCCAAUUGGUCUUUACCCAAACAGAACCAUAGUCCACUCCAGCAUGUACCAGUCUCUCAGGACUAACCUCCCCAGAGAGAUCAUGGGGUUCCGGAACUACCCAUUUGCGGCCAAGGGAGAAGAUGAAGAGAGAGACCCCAGAAGGUUUCCGGGACACAGAGAGGUGUUGAAGUACUUGAAUGACUUCGCCGGCGAGUUUGGGAUUUGUGAGAUGGUGAGGUUUGAGACUGAGGUGGUGUUCGUAGGUUUGGUGGAGGGUGGCAAGUGGAUGGUGAAGUUCAAGAGCAAGACAAGUGAUGAGGGUUUGGAAGAGAUUUAUGAUGCUGUGGUCGUUUGUUGUGGGCAUUAUACUCAGCCUCGUGUAGCAGAAAUUUCAGGUAUCACUACGUGGAAAGGGCGGCAAAUUCACAGCCACAACUAUCGAACUCCUGAGCCGUUUCGAGAUCAGGUUGUAAUUUUGAUAGGGAGCUCCAGUAGUGCUACUGAUAUCUAUCGGGACAUCGCUGGAGUUGCCAAAGAGGUUCACAUUUCAUCUAGAUCUAUUGCUUCCGAAACCAAAGAGAAGAAGCCUCACUUUAAUACGAUGCGGCUUAACACUAUGAUUAAUAGUGGCUAUGAAAACAUGUGGGUUCGCUCUAAGAUUAAAAGUGUCCAUGAAGAUGGUAGUGUUGUUUUCAUAAAUGGGAGUGUUGUCGUCGCUGACACCAUUCUUCAUUGCACAGGGUACAAAUAUCAUUUGCCUUUUCUUGAAACCAAUGGCAUUGUAACCGUGGAUGGAGAUGACAACCGUGUCGGCCCACUGUUCAAGCAUGUCUUCCCGCCUGCCUUGGCACCGUCGCUUUCUUUUGUUGGGGUUCCAUGGAAGACCGUUCCUUUCCCCAAUUUUGAACUUCAAAGCAAGUGGAUAGCAGGAGUUUUGUCGAAUCGAAUUGCGCUUCCAUCCAAAGAGGAGAUGAUGAAGGAUGUUGUUAGUAUAAAAUAUUGUUGGCAUUCCAAAACCUACUAUACCAGCCGUGUGAAGUAUAAGGAAGUGUGAAGUAUAAGGAAUUGUUUCAAAGGAAGUGUGGUGUGGUUGCUUUGCUCUUUCGUACGUGUUGAAGAAUUGGUGGCUUUUUUUAGCAUGCAAGAUUGUUUAAUUGUAUUGUGGAGAAAAUGCUGUCAAAAGAAUAUUGCAGCUUGCUGCAAUGAUCAAAAGGUGAAGAAUAUUACUGUACACCUCUUCUCCUUCACAUGAUCAUUCCUUCUGUUGAAAACCAAAAAAAAAAGGAAGUACAUGAGAACAUGCUAUGAAAGAGAAAAGGAAGAACAUGACAACGUGGUUUUCCAUUUCUUCUUAUGGAAACAUUGCUGUCAAAGAAGAAAGUAGGAAGCAACUACAUCUGGUUGCCAGCCAUCUCAUCUUGCCCACUCAAUGCAAUAUCCCCUUGAGAUGGAUCCGGUGCCUUGGUGAUUUGUUAGUAUUAACAUAUUGGCAAGGAGAGGCAAUAUCCCAUUGAGAUGGAUCCGGGUGAGGAAGAAAAUCUUGGAGAGGUAAUUAAUAUCCCAUUGAGAUGGAUCCGGGUGAGGAAGAAAAUCUUGGAGAGGUAAUUAAUAUCCCCUUGAGAUGGAUCCGAGUGAAGAAGAAAGGUGAAAGCAACCAUAUCUUUUUCUUGCUGUCCACUCAAUGCAAUCAUGAAGGCUUUGCUGUCGAAGAUCAAAGUUGGAGACAAUUGCAGCUAGGUUCUCUAUCUUAGCUCACUGUCCGGUCCCUCCUCGUGACUCUACUCCAACCAAGCUGAAUGAGUCUUGGUUAUUCUUCCUCCUAUAUAUAUAGGAGUUCUGUGGUUCUUCUUUGUAUUGAAAUAGUUCAGGCUUUUCAAUCACUUUGUUCUAAAAGAGUUGAUCUCUUUGUUUCUUAUGUUUUGUCAAACUGUUUUGUUCCAUGAUUGAAAAUAGUUUGUGAAACAACUAGUGAGUCUGUCCAGGAAUGAUUGCCGAGGUUAGUGCAAUCUCAGAGUUGUAAGUUAGUCAGUUCAGGAGGGAUUGCCGCGGUCAGUGCAAUACCUGAGUUGUAACUUUGUAAUCUGUUUUGAUUAGUGAAUCAUUGGGUUCUCAAGAGUUAGAGCCCCGCAGUGUUUUUGAUCUCAAUUGAGGUUUUCACUGCGUGACCAA
Molecule: messenger RNA, 2391 nt
Organism: Rosa rugosa (rugosa rose)
Lineage: Eukaryota; Viridiplantae; Streptophyta; Magnoliopsida; Rosales; Rosaceae
Product: flavin-containing monooxygenase FMO GS-OX-like 2
Exons: 7
Coding region: 50-1276 (408 amino acids)
Molecular function (GO): N,N-dimethylaniline monooxygenase activity; flavin adenine dinucleotide binding; NADP binding
Source: RefSeq, a predicted model, not a curated record